AUGGACAAACUCAUAAUUUUGAGCGUGUUAUUGGUUUUCUUCGUCUCUACUGUUUUAGGACUCGAAUGUUAUGUGUGCGAAAACCAAGAAGAUAAUAAUGAAAAGUGCGUGAAAACAAUCAAGAACUGCGAUUAUAAUCAAGAUGUUUGUUUGACUGAGAUCAAGUGGGGUAGCACUCCUUAUUGGUCGCAAGGAGCUAAGAAACAGUAUUACAUAUCUAAACGGUGUUCAAAUAAGACCGAAUGUGCAACAACAAGACGCCGUUAUAUGCCGCUUUGUACCCAUAUUUGGUACCAAGAUUGGGUGUGCUCAGACUGUUGUCUUGGAGACCGCUGUAACUAUUAUAUUAUUAGUGGAAGUGCAACUUUAAAACCUGUAUUAAUUACCCUUUUUGGAGUACUCCUGCUAAGAUUGGUGUUAUAA
Molecule: messenger RNA, 423 nt
Organism: Arctia plantaginis
Lineage: Eukaryota; Metazoa; Arthropoda; Insecta; Lepidoptera; Erebidae
Source: the annotation of a GenBank genome assembly